This is a messenger RNA of Amoebophrya sp. A25, 312 nucleotides long. NCBI's taxonomy places the organism in Eukaryota, Dinophyceae, Syndiniales, Amoebophryaceae. The record is from the annotation of a GenBank genome assembly.
GUCGAUCGACUCAUCAUCACCAUUUUCCUUUGUUUUCUGACUGGGUGGGUCCUUCUUUGUCAAUAUUGCCUAGGGACCAAGGAGCGGCUGUGGCCUUCUUUGUUCUCUAGGUUGUUGGGACCUGAUCAGCCGACGCAUGAUUUUUUGCGGCGUCGUUCGCCUUCCCAUAUGCUCUUGAGAAUUUUCCGCGAGUGAGAUAGAUACCCUGUAACCACCCAGGCCGCUGCGGGGGGGGAGCGGCGUGGCAAGAGGGCCUAGACCAGUGGGCGGGGGUUCGUCUCAUUCUUUCACUUUUGCCCCCUAAUGCUGGGG